AUGGUCUACGAAGCUACCGCCUCCGCGCCCGUCAACAUUGCCGUCAUCAAGUACUGGGGCAAGCGCGACACCAAGCUUAUCCUCCCGACCAACUCGUCGCUGUCGGUCACGCUGGACCAGGACCACCUGCGCAGCACGACGACGUCGCGCGCCGAUGCGAGCUUUGCUAAGGACCGCCUCUGGCUCAACGGCGAGGAAGAAGCGAUCAAGGAGGGUGGCCGUCUCCACACCUGCAUCAAGGAGCUGCGCGCCUGGCGUCUCGAGGAGGAGAGCAAGCAGGACAGCCUUCCCAAAAUCGGCGACCUCAAGCUCCACAUCGCGUCCUACAACAACUUCCCCACCGCUGCCGGUCUCGCCUCGUCAGCCUCGGGUCUUGCUGCCCUCGUCGCCUCCCUUGCUGCGCUCUACGAGCUUCCCCAGUCUCGGAGUGAGCUCUCGCGCAUCGCCCGCCAGGGAUCGGGCUCGGCGUGCCGCUCCCUCUUUGGCGGCUUUGUGGCAUGGCGCGAGGGUCACGCCAAGGACGGUUCGGACAGUCUGGCCGAGGAAGUCGCUCCCCGCGAGCACUGGCCCGACCUCCAGGCCUUGAUCUGCGUCGUCUCGGAUGCUAAGAAGGGCACAUCCUCGACUUCGGGCAUGCAGGCUACGGUCGAGACGUCGCCUCUUCUCCAGGAGCGUCUGCGUGUUGUCCCGCAGCGCAUGGUUGACAUUUCCACCGCGAUCGAAGCCCGCGACUUUGACGAGUUUGGCCGCAUCACCAUGGCCGACAGCAACCAGUUCCACGCCGUCUGCCUCGACACUGCGCCCCCCAUCUUCUACCUGAACGACACGUCGCGCGCCAUCAUCGCCCUCGUGCAGGAGCUCAACCGCGCCUCUGAGGCCAACGGUAACGGCCUCGUUGCCGCGUACACUUUCGACGCUGGACCCAACGCCGUCCUCUACGCGCCUGCGGCCAACAUGCCUGUGGUGAUUGCCGCCGUCAACAAGUACUUCCCGCAGGCGAACGCGUUUGCCGACCCCUUCCAGAUGGGUACCACUGCUACUCUGCCCGCUGGGUUUGAUGACAAGGUCGUCAAUGGUGGAUGGGAGAAGGGUGCGGUCAAGCAGCUCAUCCACACCCAGGUCGGUGAUGGGCCGCGCCGCCUCGACGACAAGGAGUCGCUCCUCAACACCGAGGGCAUCCCCAAGACCCUCGCGUAA
Molecule: messenger RNA, 1197 nt
Organism: Cutaneotrichosporon cavernicola
Lineage: Eukaryota; Fungi; Basidiomycota; Tremellomycetes; Trichosporonales; Trichosporonaceae
Gene: MVD1
Exons: 3
Coding region: 1-1197 (398 amino acids)
Biological process (GO): isopentenyl diphosphate biosynthetic process, mevalonate pathway; isoprenoid biosynthetic process
Cellular component (GO): cytosol
Molecular function (GO): diphosphomevalonate decarboxylase activity; ATP binding
Source: RefSeq, a predicted model, not a curated record